This is a messenger RNA of Anneissia japonica, 2235 nucleotides long. RefSeq lists its product as uncharacterized. The coding region runs from base 1 to 2235 and encodes 744 amino acids. The transcript is spliced from 15 exons. NCBI's taxonomy places the organism in Eukaryota, Metazoa, Echinodermata, Crinoidea, Comatulida, Comatulidae. The record is from RefSeq and is a predicted model, not a curated record.
AUGGCGGAAUUCAUUGACCGUUUGGAGCGUCAGGGACUCUUUCAUGCGGUUGAAGCUCUAACAAAAGAUGUAGAUUCGAAAGCCAUGGUGGAAAUACCAAUAGAAAUAUUAGCACGUGGACCAAAAGCACAGAAAGCUUUUAAUGAAGCUCUAUCUGAGGGUGAAACAGAGGUUAAUCAUGGAACAACAAUUUUCCUCGGCCUUGAGAGAGUUGGCAAGACAUCUACUAUAGGGUCAUUUUUAAAGCAUCCUUUCAAUGCAAAUGAGGAUAUCACUGACGCAAUAGCAAACACACGAACCGUGAUCCCCCAGGAGUCAAGCGAUGAAUUAUAUUGGAAGGAAACAGAUCAGUCCGGAGCUACUGGCAUCUAUGAGGAAAAAAUGGUAGAUGCAAUUGUGAAAGAAUUAUCAGAGAAAGAAAGAGGAAAUAAAGUGCCAGUAGCAAUUGCAAAUAAUACCAAGAUAUCACCAGAUAUCGUAGAUAAAGCAGAGAUGUCAACAGACAAUAUUGAAGGACAAUCAUCAUCGGGAGGCUCCAGAAGUGUGGGAACAGAGCCAGAGAGAAAAAAAAGACGUAAAAAUACACAGACACAACCGAUUGAUACAGUUCCUGAAAAAAUCGCCAGUAAAGUUCAGGAGAGGAUGAAUCAAAUAAAGUUCAAAGGAGAAGCAACAACUGAAUGGCAAAAAUCUGGCAAAGAUUUUAUUAUGAACAUCUGGGAUUUUGGAGGCCAGCCAAUAUACCAUGUGAUACAACGAAUAUUUCUGGUGUCAUUUGCCAUUGUUUGUGUGGUAUUCAAUCUGGAAGAUGACCUUGAUGCUCCUGCUAAAGUUAGAGAUCCAACAACUGGUAAAAUGUACGAACAUAGAAUGACAAACCUCGAGUUCAUUCUGUACUGGAUUCGUUCAGUAUAUACAAACAGUAGACCAGAUUCAAAAUUGGAUGAUAGCCAACUUUCACCGUCAGUAUUAGUGAUAGGUACACACCUAGGCAGCCUCAAAGGAAACGAACAAGAACAGAAAAAUAAGGCCGAAGAAAUAUUCUGUAAAAUUCGACAAGCAUUGGCAGGCAAACCUUAUGAAGCAAUGGUAUUCUCAACUUUCUUUGCUAUUGAGAAUAGCUUACCAUUCUCCAAGAGUAAUGCUUCUAGCAUCAUGAGCCAAAUCUUCAAAUUUGCUAAGAAGAUGGUCAGAAUUUUGCCCUUGAAAUGGUUGCAUGUCCAGCAUGAAAUCCAGAAGAAAAAACAGAAAAAUAUCUAUUUACCAACCAACAAGGUGAUUGAUUUAAUUAGCCAAUGUGGGGUCAAAGUUGAAGCUCAAAGGGUACUGCUCCUUGAGUAUUUACAUGACGUUGGUGAGAUCCUUUACUUUCCUGAUGAUGAAGACCUGAAGCGCAACAUUGUUUUAGAUUUAAUGAAAAUAGUUGAUAUGUUUAAAACUGUAAUCACUGUUAUAGACCCUGACUUACAGGGACCAGUAUUGAGAGACGCCUGGAGGAGAUUGGACUCCGGUAUACUAGAGGAACGUCUGUUGAGACAUCUAUGGAAGAAGUUCAAUUUCUCAAAAGAAACUUUUAACUUCUUCAUAUCUCUCAUGCAGAAGUUUGGACUGGUGUGUGAGAAAAAGCUUACAACGGGUGAUGAACGUGUUUUCUAUGUCCUUUCACGUUUAAAGCCUAAACGUGUAGAUUCAUCACCAACAGGAUAUGGAAGAUGUGCAGUUUCAAUUUUUCAUGACUUCAGCAACUAUUUACCUGACGAUGUCUUCCAACGUGGAGCAACUAAAUUCAUCGAUAAAUUUCAAGUAGAAGAUAAUGAAGCUAAACUCUCUUAUGAGCAUGUGGAGUUGAGCAUCGAUGAACUCCACCAUGUGGUACUAAAUGUAGCCACUAUCAAGCAUCGUCGUAUGCUCCAGACAACAAUCAUCAGAUUAAAGAUCAUCAAACCUGAUCAGCUUCCUGAGGAAGAUGAGCCCUCACCGACAGUAUGUAAGAAGGUGCUAAGUUUUCUAGAAGAGAAUUUAAAGGUAUUUUGUCAGAGUGGUGCACGCGGAGUCGAAUUAACAAAGUACAUUCAAUGUGAAUGUAGUCCAAAUAUGAAGGACGCCCACAUGCAUAUAGUGCACAAGUUUAAUAAGAAUGUGCUGCCAUGUGGAAGCGAUAGAAUGGAAGUGAUGCGCUACCGUCGAUUAUUUGAAGGAUAUGAGCCGCAAUUGCAAGAAAAAGAGAGUAUUUGA